Messenger RNA from Mizuhopecten yessoensis (Yesso scallop), 2238 nucleotides. Its product is annotated as avirulence protein AvrBs3-like. The transcript is spliced from 3 exons. The record is from RefSeq and is a predicted model, not a curated record. Lineage: Eukaryota; Metazoa; Mollusca; Bivalvia; Pectinida; Pectinidae. Bases 1 to 2238 code for a protein of 745 amino acids.
AUGUCACGAAGUGCGAUCUACGGAAACGCUCAGAUAUCCGUCCUGGUGUGGGCAGUGCCGCGCGUCGAGUGGCCCGCCGGCCAACAAUACAGCCAGUUACUACCGACAGAGAUUUUACUGCAGUACCGACAGAGAUCCCACUGCAGUACCGACAGAGAGCCUACUGCAGUACCGACAGAGAGCCUACUGCUGUACCGACAGAGAGCCUACUGCAGUACCAACAGAGAUCCUACUGCAGUACCGACAGAGAUUCUACUGCAGUACCGACAGAGAUCCCACUGCAGUACCAACAGAGAUUCUACUGCAGUACCAACAGAGAUCCUACUGCAGUACCGACAGAGAUUCUACUGCAGUACCGACAGAGAUUCUACUGCAGUACAGACAGAGAUCCUCCUACUGCAGUACCGACAGAGAUUCUACUGCAGUACCGACAGAGAGCUUACUGCAGUACCGACAGAGAUCCCACUGCAGUACCGACAGAGAUCCUCCUACUGCAGUACCGACAGAGAGCCUACUGCAGUACCGACAGAGUUCCCACUGAGCCCUACGGAAGUGAUACAGGUCCCAACCUUACGGGGAUGUAACAAAUCAAGCCCUACGGAAGUGAUACAGGUCCCAACCUUACGGGGAUGUAACAAAUCAAGCCCUACGGAAGUGAUACAGGUCCCAACCUUACGGGGAUGUAACAAAUCAAGCCCUACGGAAGUGAUACAGGUCCCAACCUUACGGGGAUGUAACAAAUCAAGCCCUACGGAAGUGAUACAGGUCCCAACCUUACGGGGAUGUAACAAAUCAAGCCCUACGGAAGUGAUACAGGUCCCAACCUUACGGGGAUGUAACAAAUCAAGCCCUACGGAAGUGAUACAGGUCCCAACCUUACGGGGAUGUAACAAAUCAAGCCCUACGGAAGUGAUACAGGUCCCAACCUUACGGGGAUGUAACAAAUCAAGCCCUACGGAAGUGAUACAGGUCCCAACCUUACGGGGAUGUAACAAAUCAAGCCCUACGGAAGUGAUACAGGUCCCAACCUUACGGGGAUGUAACAAAUCAAGCCCUACGGAAGUGAUACAGGUCCCAACCUUACGGGGAUGUAACAAAUCAAGCCCUACGGAAGUGAUACAGGUCCCAACCUUACGGGGAUGUAACAAAUCAAGCCCUACGGAAGUGAUACAGGUCCCAACCUUACGGGGAUGUAACAAAUCAAGCCCUACGGAAGUGAUACAGGUCCCAACCUUACGGGGAUGUAACAAAUCAAGCCCUACGGAAGUGAUACAGGUCCCAACCUUACGGGGAUGUAACAAAUCAAGCCCUACGGAAGUGAUACAGGUCCCAACCUUACGGGGAUGUAACAAAUCAAGCCCUACGGAAGUGAUACAGGUCCCAACCUUACGGGGAUGUAACAAAUCAAGCCCUACGGAAGUGAUACAGGUCCCAACCUUACGGGGAUGUAACAAAUCAAGCCCUACGGAAGUGAUACAGGUCCCAACCUUACGGGGAUGUAACAAAUCAAGCCCUACGGAAGUGAUACAGGUCCCAACCUUACGGGGAUGUAACAAAUCAAGCCCUACGGAAGUGAUACAGGUCCCAACCUUACGGGGAUGUAACAAAUCAAGCCCUACGGAAGUGAUACAGGUCCCAACCUUACGGGGAUGUAACAAAUCAAGCCCUACGGAAGUGAUACAGGUCCCAACCUUACGGGGAUGUAACAAAUCAAGCCCUACGGAAGUGAUACAGGUCCCAACCUUACGGGGAUGUAACAAAUCAAGCCCUACGGAAGUGAUACAGGUCCCAACCUUACGGGGAUGUAACAAAUCAAGCCCUACGGAAGUGAUACAGGUCCCAACCUUACGGGGAUGUAACAAAUCAAGCCCUACGGAAGUGAUACAGGUCCCAACCUUACGGGGAUGUAACAAAUCAAGCCCUACGGAAGUGAUACAGGUCCCAACCUUACGGGGAUGUAACAAAUCAAGCCCUACGGAAGUGAUACAGGUCCCAACCUUACGGGGAUGUAACAAAUCAAGCCCUACGGAAGUGAUACAGGUCCCAACCUUACGGGGAUGUAACAAAUCAAGCCCUACGGAAGUGAUACAGGUCCCAACCUUACGGGGAUGUAACAAAUCAAGCCCUACGGAAGUGAUACAGGUCCCAACCUUACGGGGAUGUAACAAAUCAAGCCCUACGGAAGUGAUACAGGUCCCAACCUUACGGGGAUAUAACAAAUCAAGCCCUACGACGUGA